UUUCACUUUGGGUAAAUUUUUCCCUGAUGACUGUUCGACUCUCAUCUAUGAAGAUGGAGCUGUACAUAACCAUUCUCACCCUAACCACUGUUCUCUCAACUAGUGCUGAACCUGAACAUGCCGCUUUCCUAUAUGCUGGAUGCUCUGAUGUGGAAGAAGAGUUUUACGUUGGAUUUGAUGACGAGGAAUUGGGGCAUGUCGACUUUAAACAGAAGACAGAAGUAGAGACACCACCUGCUUUUGUGGAAACAAAAAACAUAUCAUUUCCCAGAUUUUAUGAAAUCGGUGUUGAUGCAAUAGUAGGAUGCAAACGUGACUUACCAACGUUUCUUGAAACAUUCAAGAGCCUACAACUAGAAAUUGAUCUAGAUGCACCCCAGACAUCCAUCUAUCCAAAGGCAGAUGUUCAGCUGGGUAUUCAGAACACCCUCAUCUGUCAUGUGACUGGCUUCUACCCUCCAUCUGUCAACAUCUCAUGGACUAAGAACAAUGUUAUUGUGACAGAGGGAAUAAGUUUAAGCCAGUACCGUCCAAGGACAGAUGAUACCUUUCACAUCUUCUCCACUCUUAAGUUCACACCUGAAGAAGGAGACAUUUACAGCUGUACUGUGAACCACAAAGCUCUCCAAGGUCAACCUCAGACCAAAAUGUGGGAUGUAGAUGUUGCUCUUCCAAGUGUUGGUCCAGCAGUGUUUUGUGGAGUAGGUCUGUCUCUUGGUCUAAUGGGAGUCAUUUUGGGAACGUUCUUCCUCAUUAAAGCACACAACUGUCACUGAUUAAUGAAGCAAACAUUAAAAAUAUUUAUUAAUUGUUUUAUAACUGAGCAUUUUAAAACAAUAAUAAAAAAGGAUGUGUCAUUCUACAUAAGUCACAAUUGAUGUUAAGCUAUAGCAUUGAAUUAUAUCAAUAUUUUAUUGCCUCUCAAAUUCUUUCAAAUCAUAAAAAACCUUGAUUACUGUGUAACACUAAACAUGAAAAUGACAAAGCUCAAAAAGCCUGAUUUUUUUUUAAUCUUACAAAUGGCAUUCUCAAUUUAUAAGAAGUAAUCUGUACUCAUCACAUGAUCAAAAAAUAUAUUCAGAAGUUUGUGUUUCCUUCUUUGACAAAAAGACAUUUUAAAUAUGAACACUGAAAGAAAUUCUUAUAAGUGUUGUAAUGUGUAAUCUGGGUUUGUUUUCUGUUUUGGUGGUUUUGGAAUCGUGUUUAUGUUCUGUCAUAGUUUUCAAUCAUUUUCCUGUGUUUUAGUUUCCUCAGUGAUUAAUGGUUUGAUUAUCUGUUGCACCUGUUAAAUAGUUUCUCUGAGUAUUUAAGCAUUGUGUUUUUUCUGUUCUUGAUGUGAUCUUGUCAUUAUUAUGUUAGUUGUGCCAAAGAGGUAACACUUUACUUGAAGGGGUGUGCAUAAGACUGACAUGACACGUCAUAAAUAUGAAGGUUUAUGUCAACUGUCAUUAAGUGUCAUUUGCUCAGUUAUGUCAUUUUUAAUGUAAAGAUGACAUUGUUUGAGAUGCCUUUGUUAUGACAACUUGACAUAAACCAAUACAUCAUAACCGGUCAUAAAUCUGUCAUAAACUUGACAUAGCAGAUUAAUUAUCAAACUUAAGAAACUACUUAGCUAUAUUGGUUAAUAUUACAUUAAACUGUCAUGUGGUUGGUUUUGACAUUGGCUGUUAUGAGGCCAUUAUAAUUGUGUCAUGAAUAUUUUCCUGACCACUUUUUUUCAGUGAUACAAAUUGAACUUGUCAUUAAAAUGUCAUUAAGUGUUAA
Messenger RNA from Labeo rohita (rohu), 1764 nucleotides. Its product is annotated as HLA class II histocompatibility antigen, DP alpha 1 chain-like. The coding region runs from base 27 to 776 and encodes 249 amino acids. The transcript is spliced from 4 exons. Gene Ontology annotation, biological process: antigen processing and presentation of exogenous peptide antigen via MHC class II; immunoglobulin production involved in immunoglobulin-mediated immune response; peptide antigen assembly with MHC class II protein complex. NCBI's taxonomy places the organism in Eukaryota, Metazoa, Chordata, Actinopteri, Cypriniformes, Cyprinidae. The record is from RefSeq and is a predicted model, not a curated record. Gene Ontology annotation, molecular function: MHC class II protein complex binding. Gene Ontology annotation, cellular component: membrane; MHC class II protein complex.